AUGCAUUUCAGCAUGGGCAAUAACAUCUCUCGAGCGCAAUAUACCAGCCAGAGCUCAGAGUCGGGGUCUUUGUCUUCCGCAUUGAGCACGCCUCGAUCAUGGAGUAUCUCGCCGCCGACAUCUCCCAACUAUUCCGAAGGGUCGGAAAGCAUUGGCAUUGGUGAAAUUGGCGCCGGUGAGACUCGAUGUACCGCUGACACUGCUAUCCAUGCUUCGCUAGACCGAGAGAGUCUCGGAAAGACAGAGCGACACGGCCGUUCGCGAGUCUUCGGCAUCCCCUGGUCAGCAGGACCAAAGCCUAACAUAUCUGCAUCCAGUAGAACACAGGACAUUCUCCAGGACAUCCGAACGAGGCGGAUCACAUUUCUGCUCUCGCACAAGGACAUCAUACUCCCUCUCCUUGGCGGUGCAAAGUCAUUUGAGAAGCUGGCCAACAGAAACAUUUCCGCACCUGCUAAAAUACUAGAACAUGAAAGCCUCAGUGCUCAGCCCAGAGGACUCAGAGCAGAGUUAAAGCCGUACCAGCUUGAGGGUCUGUCUUUCUUGGUGUACCUGUGCCGCAACGGCGUCGGUGGUAUUCUUGCCGACGAGAUGGGUCUAGGCAAGACGCUUCAGACCUUGAGCCUCUUCCAAUAUUUGAAAGAAGGAGAUGGUGGAUAUUCAAACAACAAUGUGCCCUUCCUCGUCGUGUGUCCACUAAGUAUCCUAGAAACAUGGUUAACAGAAAUCGAGAAGUGGACCCCCGACCUCCGAGCUGUCAAAUACCAUGGCACAUUCGAGCAACGAGACGCCGUGAAGAAGAUGAUGUCUGUCCAGAAAAAGCCUAGUAUCUUCAGAACUUCAACGGGCAUUGUGGACAUCGUGCUUACAACAUACGAGACCCUUAUCUCAGAAAUAAACUGGUUCUCGAGGGUCUUCGUUUGGCGAGGCGUCGUCCUUGACGAGGGUCAUAGAAUCAAGAACAGUCGUUCGAAGAGAGCGUUGGUCCUUAAUCGCAUCAAAGCAGAAAUGAAGCUCGUGCUCUCCGGUACCCCGAUACAAAAUGACUUGAGCGAGCUGUGGUCGAUUUUCCAUUGGCUUUACCCUGAGAUCUUCGUGCCAGCCACGGAGAAGCUCUUCCAGGAGGCCUUCUCCGUCAGCGACGGAAAAUUCGACCCUGUAUUUCUCGAAUGUGUCAAAAGUUUCCUAAGGCUGGUCAUGAUCCGAAGAACCAAGGAUUCUCCCGGAAUUGGAUUCGACAUUCCGCCCAAAAGAGAAACCGUCCUUUCUGUGCCCUUAUCGCGUGCACAGCGUUCGUUGUAUUUGAGAAUCCUUACAGGUGUAGAAAUCUGGCAGUUGCCCUCAGAUGCCUCUGAAACCUCCCACAUUCAACUGGAUGGACCGUUGUCUGAGCAAACAGCAGUCGAAAGUCCAUGUUCUAGGGCAGUCAAUUCAAUUUCUGAGGAUCCUGCAGAGACACCUGGGCCUAGAAAGUACCGUAUCACGGGAAAUAUUCUCAUGGAGCUGAGAAAAUGUUCCAUUCAUCCUUAUCUUUUUGUAGACGCGAUCCCCAAUCCCUAUGAAGUAGGCGAACAUAUUAUCAAUCAAUCCGGCAAAUUUUUAGUCCUGAAGAAGCUCCUUCAACAUUACGUGGCGACUGAGACAAAAGUCAUCGUUUUCUCAAACUUUGAUCAGGCUCUCAACUUAUGCGAGGACCUAGUCAUGAUGCUCCGAGGCAACAACCGAGCCUUCGAAUACGCACGGCUUGACGGGAGAACCACAGGGCCAUGGCGCAAGGUUAUGGUGCACCUUUUUCAGAACGAUCCGAGAUACAUGGUUUUCCUGGUUUCGAUUAGAGCGGGCGGGGAAGGGCUGAAUUUGACCAGCUCCUCUGUGAUUGUGUUCUUGGAUGAGGACUGGAACCCUCAAGUCAUGCGCCAGGCCGAAGCACGAGUGCAUCGAAUUGGACAGACCCGGCCGGUCAUGAUUUAUAAGCUGCGCUCGACAGGCACAGUAGAAGAGCAGAUGAGCCGACGGCUAGCCAAGAAAGCCUAUAUCGCAGAUAGGGUGACCGACAACAUACAUACACAUUGGCCCGGAAAUGACUACCUUGACAUGCUCAAGUCUGAACAGGUGAGCAUGUCUCAGGACUCGACGGAUACAUUUGGCUUUCCUUCGCCCGUCUUCGUGGAUCAGACUUUCUUGUCUCAGAAACAAAUUGAUACAGACGAAAUGGUCCAGUGGGACAUGAGCACUAUUCUCAACAAGUGUUCAAGUACCCAAAAAGACGGAGGGCUCUCCGGAUGUCUCACCGUUGAACAAGAACAGCUCUGGCUUGAAAAGGCCGACAAAGUCAGGACAAACCUGUUUAAUGGGGUGACGAUUGAUACAAGCAGACGCCACCAUACAGUAUAUGCUGAAGAAGAUAGCAGCAAUCUGCUCCGCUCUAAUCGUCGCAUUGGUAAGGAGAGGACGGUCAUGAUCGACGGCUAUGCAGUGAGCAAGGAAAGCCUGGGUCCCUCGGUCGAAGAGCCGGCGUCCGCUAAUGGACGUGCUUCGUAUGUCACCAGUUCAAUGCGGAGGACUGUGACAUAUGCCCUCGUGCUUUUCACCCUGCUUGCCUUGGGAGCGUGA
Aspergillus lentulus is the source of this 2613-nucleotide messenger RNA. RefSeq names its product putative nucleosome remodeling complex ATPase subunit (Snf2h). Lineage: Eukaryota; Fungi; Ascomycota; Eurotiomycetes; Eurotiales; Aspergillaceae. Gene Ontology annotation, molecular function: ATP binding. The record is from RefSeq and is a predicted model, not a curated record.